This is a messenger RNA of Wasmannia auropunctata (little fire ant), 423 nucleotides long. RefSeq lists its product as uncharacterized. Lineage: Eukaryota; Metazoa; Arthropoda; Insecta; Hymenoptera; Formicidae. The annotation marks the transcript as partial. The transcript is spliced from 3 exons. The record is from RefSeq and is a predicted model, not a curated record.
AAUGAGCUAUACAUACAAUCAAUGUUGGCAUUAUUAGACAAGAAAAUUACAUACGCAAGAAAAAAUCUAACUAUCUUACUGAUAAUUCUAAUUCUUCCUAUCUUUUCGAUGCUUCUAAACAUCUUAAGUUACAAUUGGCCAACCGUUUCCACAGAUAUUAUUCCAUUAACUCUUGACAUGUACAGACAUCCCAAAACUUUAUAUUCGUCAAACAACGAAUUAUUUGGUCAGAAAUACAGAGACAUUGUUGAACAUUUCGGUACAGCAGAGCGCAUAGCUUCAAACGCAAGUAUUAUAGAUGCUCUUCUAAAUUUUUCCAUGAAAAAUAUUGUGGAAUACCGAAACAAUCUUAUCGUAUCUGCCGAAUUUAAUGACACUGAAAGUAACGUGACGUGUUCUAAAGGUUUUUAUUCCGGCUCAGCA